CACCGAUCGGACUGGACCCCAUAAUAUUGACGGCCAAGUCAUGUUCACACCCGUCAUGCUUCUUUUGCUUCAGACUGAUCAAAUCCUUUGCUCAUUCUGCCUCCUCUGGCCCAGCCCGCCAUCCUGAGAAGACAGAAGAUGACGGCGCUUCCGGGUGCCGAAUGAUCCAUUCUCAACCUGCUCACCAAGGCAAUGUCGCCAUGGCCGUGCCGGCACGCAAAGUAAAGUUCGUCGCGUCAGAUCCCGCCCGCGGCGGUUUGCCCGUGAAACGACGACAGGUCCAGCAGGCCUGUCUGUCGUGCAGGCGCAAGAAGGUAUCGUGAUGCCUGGUUCCUGUCACCUUUCCUUUGCCAGAUGUCUAGACGUACGGCCUGCUUGC
Trichoderma harzianum CBS 226.95 is the source of this 379-nucleotide messenger RNA. RefSeq lists its product as hypothetical. Lineage: Eukaryota; Fungi; Ascomycota; Sordariomycetes; Hypocreales; Hypocreaceae. The record is from RefSeq and is a predicted model, not a curated record. Bases 162 to 323 code for a protein of 53 amino acids. The transcript has a single exon.